AUGUAUUCGUUCAAUUACACGGCACCCAACAUUACCUCGGCUAAACUUAUGUUCGCACUGCGCGAUGAUCCAGACUAUCUGUAUUUAGAUGAUGUUUCCGUAACUAACAGUUCAGGAAUUCAGCUCUUAUCAAACGGUGGUUUCGAAUUGGAUACUCUUUCAGGGUGGACGUAUUGUAAUCCUAGCAAUGCUCCUUCUUCUGGUGCCAUUAGCUUAGGAAAUUCUCAUAGUGGUUCCUAUUCUUAUAUGGAUGGAUCAGUAGGUUCCAGCGACUAUUUGAGUCAAACAUUUGCCGUUGUGCCGAACAAUAUCUAUUCUAUCACAUUUUGGCUUUCUUCAAGUUCCACCAGUUCAACUUUUGCUCUCGUUACCAUUGGCGCUUAA
Molecule: messenger RNA, 384 nt
Organism: Adineta steineri
Lineage: Eukaryota; Metazoa; Rotifera; Eurotatoria; Adinetida; Adinetidae
Source: the annotation of a GenBank genome assembly